Molecule: messenger RNA, 1041 nt
Organism: Caenorhabditis remanei
Lineage: Eukaryota; Metazoa; Nematoda; Chromadorea; Rhabditida; Rhabditidae
Exons: 5
Coding region: 1-1041 (346 amino acids)
Biological process (GO): axon extension involved in axon guidance
Cellular component (GO): neuronal cell body
Source: RefSeq, a predicted model, not a curated record
AUGAAUCCAAAUCAAGAACCAAUCGAUGAACACAAUGCAGAACAAGAAGAAGAUCGAAGAGUUCGACUUGCUUAUGGAAUGCCAACGAAUACGUAUCUAGUUGAAGAGAGCAAAACCCCAGCUGGAAAAGUGACAACAGUUUUCGAAAAACGGCAUAAACCGAUUCCCCAUAUAAUAACUCCUGCUCCGGGAGCAACAUCUAUAAAUGGUUUAUAUGAAAGUCGAACGAAAACAGUGAAAAAAGAAGAAGCAAUGAUAUGUCAAAUACAUAUAACAGCUGAUAAAUGGGGAAGAGGAAAAGAGUUAAUAUCACUCAUAAAUGAUACAGAUGUACCUCCGACGUUGGGAAGUUCAGAAGAAAAAGCGAAAUAUGCAAUGGAAUUAGUGCAGCAACAUGUCGAGAAAAUGACUGAACAGAAAGUGUUUUUACAUGGAUUUCUGGAAGAAAGAACACGAAUUUUAUGUGGAUCAGAGAGUCUCGAAUCAGAAGUUUUCAGUGAAGUUCGAUUGGAAUUGAAACUUGAGAUGACUGAACCAGUUCAUCUGCUAAUGAGCGUUUUCUCUGUAAAAGUAGAACCACAAAUAGUGGAACAAUCAAAGACAGGACUACCUGCUAGGGUUUCAGAACUCACAUCGAUUCCAAAUAAAGAAACUCCGAAAGCUGAAGUUCCACCAACUCCAAGAUCAUUUAAAAAAGGGAAAUCUGCGGCAACUAACAGUUUAGAAGAAAAGCAACAAGGAUCAAGUUCUCGUCCAAGUAAAAUAACAAUUGCAAGUGCGGAUAAAAGAGAAAGAAGAGAUUCAUCGAAACGGAGGGGUUCAAAGAAAUCAAGUGAUUUAUCACAGUUGGUUCCACUUCUACAACAGGUUCAAUCCAUACAAGGAGUUGAAAAAGCGCCCAAAGAAAGGCAGAGAACACCAAAGGAAUCCCCGAUUCCAGCUACACCAGAAAAACCUUCUUCCGGGCAAAUGCCUCCUGUUGUCAAAAAGAAAAAGAAAGAAUCGACUUCUGGACAAGCGUCCAAUUCUCUUCCGAGCUGA